Messenger RNA from Orussus abietinus, 834 nucleotides. Its product is annotated as sperm flagellar protein 1. The record is from RefSeq and is a predicted model, not a curated record. Gene Ontology annotation, molecular function: microtubule binding. The transcript is spliced from 3 exons. The coding region runs from base 122 to 823 and encodes 233 amino acids. Gene Ontology annotation, cellular component: axoneme. Gene Ontology annotation, biological process: regulation of cytoskeleton organization. Lineage: Eukaryota; Metazoa; Arthropoda; Insecta; Hymenoptera; Orussidae.
UGUGGCAUUGACGGACAGAGAAGUCACGGCCAUUGACAGAUAAAAGUGGUAUAUAAAUUUCCGAUGAAGAAAGUUCCGACAUUAUUUGUAAUAAAGGUCAGUUAACGUUUUUAAAUGCAGCAUGGAGGCCGUUACAGAGCAAAAUAUCAGUUCCAUCUCGGAAAUACAAACGACCGACAGUCUUGAAGAAAUUUACGCAUGGAUCGACCAAAUUCCUUUUUCCCGUCAAAAGAAAAACAUUGCGAGAGACUUUUCGGAUGCUGUACUGAUGGCAGAACUGCUUAAGAAAUAUUAUCCUCGACAUGUAGAUGUCCAUAAUUACAUAUCAAGUUGUAGCAUCGUCAAAAAAGUGGAUAAUUGGUGCACCUUAAAUCGCAGAGUACUUUCAAAAAUUGGUAUGAAGCUUUCGAAAGAAGUGAUCAAUCAGCUGGCUAAUUCUCAGUCAGGAGUGAUUGAAAAAGUACUGAUAGAUCUGCGAAGAAAGAUUCUGAAGAACUGCAAUGCUGAUAGAGAUUCUUUGUAUUUUGAUUACGAGGAGAAUGGCAAAGGCGAAACCGUGAGAUCCAUACUGAAUCCUGAAGAAGUAGCAAACAAGACGGUUCCACGCCAUAUCUUCCUAAAAUUAAAAGAGGAAUUACAGCAGAAGGUGGAGGCUAUUAAUGUAUUAAAUCAUAAGAUUUCACAUCUUGAGAGCGUAAUGAAAUUAAAGGAUCAACGAAUCACCGAUCUUGUCGCACAACUGACAAAUCCUGAAGAACAUGUUUCGACGCAUUCUCAUGUUUUAGGUAAUGCUAUUAACAAACAUCGAGUUAACAAAGUUUAAAGGGUGGGUAC